This is a messenger RNA of Spinacia oleracea (spinach), 920 nucleotides long. Its product is annotated as auxin-responsive protein SAUR36-like. Gene Ontology annotation, biological process: response to auxin. Bases 7 to 726 code for a protein of 239 amino acids. NCBI's taxonomy places the organism in Eukaryota, Viridiplantae, Streptophyta, Magnoliopsida, Caryophyllales, Amaranthaceae. The record is from RefSeq and is a predicted model, not a curated record. The transcript has a single exon.
CCUAACAUGGUCUUUCACCAAUCACCCUCACCACACUUUUUCACUACCAAAAAUACAAAAACAAAAAAACUCACAAAAAAUAAUAAAAUUAUGGAUUCAAAAAAGUCUAACAAAAUUAGGGAUAUUGUAAGGCUACAACAAAUCCUCAAGAAAUGGAGAAAAGUUGCAAAUGCAUCAACAAAAAACAACACCACCACCGUCUUCACCACCCAAAACGCCGCCGCAACCACCAUAAACAACGGUGGUAGCAGCAGCAGCAGCGGUGGAAACAAAGGCAUAAAGUUCUUAAAAAAGACACUUUCAUUUUCAGACAAUUACUCUGUUUCCUCUGUUUCAGCAACAACAGAGUAUGUACCAAAAGGUUACUUAGCAGUUUGUGUAGGAAAAGAGUUUAAAAGAUAUGUGAUCCCAACUGAAUAUUUAGGUCAUCAAGCAUUUGGUAUUUUAUUAAGAGAAGCUGAAGAAGAAUUUGGAUUUCAUCAAGAAGGUGUUCUUAAAAUCCCUUGCGAAGUUGCUGUGUUUGAGAAGAUCUUAAAAAUGGUGGAACAUAAACAUAAUCAUAAAAACCAGAAUCAAAGGGAAGAAGAAGAAGAGUCUUUUUACUUCCAUGAAAGCUUUGAAUUCCAUGCAUCUGAUAUUGAUGUUAUGAGUUCUACUUUAAGUGGUUGUUGUUCUCCAGAUUGUGAACAGCUUCUUCAACCUUCUAUUCCUCAAUUGUGCAGAUGAUCCAUCAUUUUUAACAAUGUCUUUCUUUUUUUUAUUAUUAUUAAUGGGUUUGCCCUUCCCCUCUUUAUUUUUUUUGUUGGAGGAAAAUGUAUUUAAGGGGAAUGAGGUAGAUUUUUCCUCAUUAGAACAAAUUUUACAAUGUUUGUUCUGUUUGUAAUGGUUGAUUAGAUUUUAGUAGAUCAGUCAUUCAUGUA